AUGGGGUGCUAUUACAGGUUGCAAAAUGCACGACCUGAUGCAUGAUCUUGCUCAAGAAGUGGCUGGAGUCAAGUGCAAGGUUGCAAAGUCUACAGAAAGUGAUUUUGAUGACAAAAUCCUCCACUUGUCUUUUGCUUAUCAUUUGACCUCCUUACGGGAAAUCCCAAAUGACAUGCUUAAUUUGAAGCUACUGCGUACCUUUAUUUUGCCGGAGCAAAUAAAUGAUGGGUCUACCUUCAGCAAAUUCAUAUGCCAACAGUUAACAACGAGGUUUAGCUGCUUGCGGGUGUUGGAUCUACAUAAUCUCAGCCUCAAGAGUUUGCCCAGUUCAGUUGGUAAGCUUAUUCACUUGAGAUUCCUUGAUUUAUCAAAUACACAUAUUGAAGAACUCCCUGAUUCAAUCACAGAUCUUCAGAAUUUGCAAACACUAAAUCUAUAUGGGUGUUUACAGCUUAGAACACUAACAGAAAAUAUUAGAAAACUUGUUAAUUUGAAGAGGCUUGAUGUUAAAGAUUGUUAUAAAUUAACUCACAUGCCAUCGGGAUUAGCAGAAUUGACUUCGUUGAAUAAGCUGCCUAAAUUUAUAGUAAAUUAUAAGCAUUCUGCAGAAUUAAGGUACAAGCCCAACAGUACUGCUAAAUUGAGUGAUUUAAAGGAACUCGAUAAAUUGAGAGGUUACCUGCGUAUAGAUAUCUACAGAGAUUUUGAAAAGGAUAUGGUAGGAGAAGCAAUGGAAGCAAACUUGACCAAGAAACAAGGGCUGACUAAAUUGAUAAUAGCCUUUUUCUUAGCUGAUAAUGACUGUAACCAUGAUGAAGCUGUGCUGGAGGGCCUCAAACCGCAUUCUAAUUUAAGGAAACUUUGGAUUCAAGGGUACAAGGGUCAGAAGCUUCCAAGUUGGGCAAGGAGGGGUGAUUUGUGUAUUACUCUUCCAAAUUUGGUUGUGAUUAGACUUAACAAUUGUAGUUGUCAACAAGUCCCUAUGUUUAGUCAACUACGUUUCUUGAAGCGUCUUGAGAUUAUGUCUAUGGAAAGUGUGGAAUAUAUGGAGAAUGGUGUAUGUGGCACUUCCUUGCCAUCAUCAAAAUUGCAAGGGAUGCAAUCUUUAUUCUUCCCAUCUCUUGAAGUACUUGAGUUGAGGUGUAUGAAAAUCCUAAAAGGAUGGUGGAAAGAAGUAGAAGCAAUUGAAAGUACAGAUGAUUCAGAAAGUACAUUGUCACCGGAAUUAGUUGGGGCAGGCCAAGAGUAUGAUCAUAAUCAAUUAUCCAUGCAAUUUUGUAAUCUCUCAGAAUUGGUUAUACAAUAUUGUCCGGAGUUGAAAUUCCUGCCAUUUUGUCCAAAAGUGGAGGUUUUGACACUAACAGGCACCAAUGAGAGGCUCUCAGUAUUGAAGAUGGCAACAACUCUAUCAACAACAACCGCAUCUUGUUCUGGUUCGGGAAAGGUUGAUUUGAAGUUGAAGGAGCUGACAGUGGAUAAUGUGGAAGAUCAACUUAUGUCCCUCCCUAAACAAUGUCUGCACCAGCUUUUUUCAUUAACUGUUCACUGGGAUCGCAAGCUGGUGAACACUAAAAGUCUAAGAGAAGCGUUUGCAACUCGAUCUAAUUCUCUCCGGCGAUUGGAAUUCUUUAGCUGCAAUAGCUUGAGAAGCAUAUCUCAAGGCCUGGAACAUUUGACUGAAUUGGAGAAAUUGACCUUUUGGAAUUGUCCAGAGCUUGAUGUAUCGGUAAAUGAACAACCAACGCCAAGUAGAGAGGGAGAUGAAGAUGGCAGAAAUAUGAUGCCAUGGAAAGCCUUCAAAACUAAUCUUCGCUCUUUGGUUUUUGAAGGACUUAAUAAAAUGGUUGGUCUUCCGAGUAGGCUUCAACAUUUGACGAACCUCCGUUAUCUGAAUCUAUCAGGAAAUAAAGAAUUGAGGGAAAUACCAGAAUGGAUAAGUUGUUUAUCCUCUCUUGAAGAUCUGUAUUUGCGGUGUUGUCCCAAAUUGACAUAUCUACCGGAAGCCCUUAGCAAGCUCACCUCCCUAAAUAAACUCAGUAUCAUAGAAUGUCGAGGAUUGACAGAAAGAUGUCGAUGCCCAAAUGGUCUAGACUGCCCCAAAUUUCAGCACGUCCCUCUUGUUACUGUAAUAGAUUAGAUUAUAUUAGUACUGUUGUCUGUUGGUACUUGAUACUCUCCUACUCUGUAUGGUAUAUUGUAGGAGUGUAGGCUAAUAAAUGUAUUUUCCCUUGAAUCUGAUUUCAUACCUGAGAACUUUGUAAUGCAUCUAUACUCUUGCCCUUAACUAAUUAAGGUCACCUUUGUACUUGGUUAGGGUCACUUUUUCUCUUGAGUAAGAUCACUUUUGUCUUUGGUUAGGGUUACUUCUGCCUUUGAGUAGGUUACUUUUGUCCUUGAGUAGGGUCACUUUGUCCUUAAUUAAGAUAUUAAUCAGGGUCAAUUUGAUCAUCUAUACUUUUGCCCUUUAGUAGGGUCACUUUUUUUAUUAAUCAAGGUCACCUAGCUUUAUCCUUAGUUAUGCACUUUACUGCUUUUGGUAUGGGUCAAACUUGUCUUGGAUUGGGGUCACUUUUAUCCAAGGUUAAGAUCACUUUUACUAUUUGGUUGCUAACAAUUGUUUUUAACAACACAAGAGCACUUAGACAUCUUCCAAGCUAC
Chenopodium quinoa (quinoa) is the source of this 2658-nucleotide messenger RNA. Its product is annotated as putative disease resistance protein RGA1. Bases 26 to 2137 code for a protein of 703 amino acids. NCBI's taxonomy places the organism in Eukaryota, Viridiplantae, Streptophyta, Magnoliopsida, Caryophyllales, Amaranthaceae. The record is from RefSeq and is a predicted model, not a curated record. The transcript has a single exon. Gene Ontology annotation, molecular function: protein binding.